AUGAGGAUGAUGCUUGAGAACGAAAGUAAGAUACAAAAGUUCAUCAAGAAGCAAAGAGACGAUCUAGAGGCUGACAGGAGUGUUGAACCAGAAUUUGUGGUGGCUGAUAUGAUUCACAGUGACGAAGACUCGCGUCAGGAGAAGAAAGCCAUUCAAGAAACAUUUGUUUCGUCUGUUUCCAAUGAAUGUGUAUCAAUAGCAACUUUGUUGAUAGUUAUCCAAUUGGGUUUUGGUGUUUUGAGUUUUCCUCUAUAUAAGGAUGUGCUAGCUUGUGGCACAACUUGUGAGAUUAAGAGGCUUAAGGUUUUGAAGCUUGAUUCAAUGGCUGGAGAAGACGUUAAGACUUUGAUGGAAGGAGAAGAAGGAAAAAUCUUGGCGACAAGAAAAGAUGAUGAAACCGGAUCAUCAUCAUCGACUGAAGGAGGAUCUUCCUCUAUCAAGUGUCCCAUGUUGAACCCGAGUAAUAACACUGUGUGGUCCAUGAAGAUGAAAAUCUUACUCAGGGUUCACAAAGCUUGGGACGUGAUCGAGAAGGGAAAUAUUGAUGAGACAAAGAAUGACUUGGCGAUUGCUCUCAUUGUGCAAUCGAUUCCUGAAUCCCUCACCCUUCAGGUUGGUGUUCUAGAGUCUGCUCGAGAAAUAUGGGAAGCCAUAAGAUCAAGACACAUAGGAGUAGAUAUGGUUAAGGAGGCAAGACUGCAGACACUAAUGGCUGAAUUUGAUAGGUUGAGAAUGAAAGGCACUGAAAAGAUUGAUGAGUUUGUGGAAAAGCUUUCAGCAAUUUCAACUAAAUCGGCUGCUUUGGGAAAAGAAUUGCCAGAACCUAUGAUAGUCAAGAAGUUCAUGUCAAGUCUUCCUCGAAAGAAGUUUAUUCACAUAGUUGCUUCUCUCAAGCAAGUACUUGAUCUGAAUAAAACGAGCUUCGAGAACAUCGUAGGUCGUUUGAAAGCUUAUGAGGAGGGAAUCGGAGAAAAAGAGGUAGAUCACGAAGAUGACCAAGGCAAACUCAUGUUUGCCAAUACAAACUCAUUCGGUAACUACAGAGGAAGGGGACGAGGAGGUCGUUCUUCCAGAGGUAGAGGACGUGGAAGAUUUGGCUUUCAACCGAAGGAUAAGGAACAAGACUUGUCUCAUAUUACCUGCUUUCGAUGUGAUAAGCAAGGCCAUUAUGCCCCUGACUGUCUAGAUAGACUACUUAAGCUGCAAGAGGCUGUCGAGAAAAAGGAGGAGGAUACUCACAUAGCUGAUGAGCUAAUGAUGCAUGAAGUCGUAUACCUUCAGGAAGACAAGGACGUUACGGGAAAGGUUCGAUUUGGAGACGACUCGCGUGUUGACAUCAAAGGAAAAGGAUCCAUCAGGUUUCUGCUUGAGAACGGCGAGAAGAAAGCCUUGCAUAAUGUUUACUUUAUACCAGACUUGAAGAGUAAUAUCAUGAUUGUGAGAACAACAAGAUCCAAGAACCGUCUCUACAAAGUUGUGGUGGAGGUUGAAGGCAUCAAUUGUUUACAGUUGGUCACUGCAGGUGAGUCAUCUACAUGGCACGCACGACUAGGCCAUAUCGAUGCAGACACAAUGAAGCUGAUGAUGAGUCGAGACUUGUUGACAGAUCCAUACUCUCCUCAGCAGAAUGGGGUUGUUGAAAGGAGAAAUAGGACACUUUUGGGGAUGACAAGAAGCAUCCUGAAACAUAUGGAGCUGCCAAACUUUCUGUGGGGAGAAGCCGUUAGACACUCCACAUACUUGAUUAACAGAAUUGCAACUAGGUCUUUGGUUGAUAAGACUCCGUAUGAGAUGCUGAAAGGACUGAAGCCAAACCUUGAUCACUUGAGAACAUUCAGGUGCAUUGUGUACGCAAAAACAGAGUCUGUGGGGAGAAAGAAACUAGAUGACAGAUCAAGAGUUCUGGUGCACUUAGGAACUGAGCCUGGCUCGAAAGCUUACCAUUUACUCGACCCUUCCAAUCGGAGAAUCAUCGUCAGUCAUGAUGUACGUUUCGAUGAAAGCAGAGGAUGGGAUUGGAAGAGAAGUGAAACAGAGGAACAAGGGAAUUCUGCAGGUUUUUCUGUUAAUAUUGGUGCGUUUGGGAACAGAGGAGUUCACUUGUUAGGACAAACACAAGGAGAAGAAGAGAACAAUAAUGAGAUCCAGGGUGAAGAAGAAAGCGAGUUAGAACAUGGACUUGAUAAGGAGGUAGAUGGCAGUGAAUUGAAUGGAAAGGGUAGCAUAGAAUCGCAACAGUCAAUGAUAAAAGCUUGCGAUGAUGAACUCGCCUCCAUUGAAAAGAACAAAACCUGGAACUUGGUUGAUCUGCCGUCUGGAGUUAAGCCUAUUGUUUUAAAAUGGGUGUUCAAGAUAAAGAAAAAUUUAGAUGGAAGCAUAAACAAGUACAAGGCGAGAUUAGUUGCUAAAGGGUAUGUUCAACAAUAUGGAAUCGACUAUGACAAAGUCUUUGCACAUGUGGCUCGUAUGGAAACAAUCAGACUCAUAAUCGGUCACUCUGCUUCAUAUGGUUGGGAGAUAAAUCACUUGGAUGUAAAAACAGCGUUCUUGUAUGGUGACCUAAAGGAGGAGGUGUUCGUUACUCAGCCAGAAGGGUUUGUAGUAAAGGGAAGUGAGAGCAAAGUUUACAAGCUAAACAAAGCUCUCUACGGCUUAAAACAAGCACCCAGAGCUUGGAAUGCUAAGCUAAACAUGACUCUCAGAAGAAUGGGUUUUCAGAGGUGCUCUAAGGAGCCAUCUUUAUACUACAAGAAGAGAAGAGAUGAGCUUCUUGUUGUAGCGGUGUAUGUCGACGAUCUACUGGUCACUGGCUCUGAUCGGUCUUCAAUUUUUGACUUCAAGAAGAGGAUGGCUGAGCAAUUCGAGAUGAGUGAUCUUGGAUUACUUACCUUUUAUCUUGGCAUCGAGGUAAAGCAGCUUGAAACGGGCAUUAUCAUGAAACAAGAAAGAUAUGCGCUCAGGAUACUUGAGGAGACUGGAAUGAGUGAAUGUAAUCCCACUCAUAUACCGAUGGACAUGAAUCUGAAGCUAUCCAAGUCACAUGAUGAAAUGGCUGUUGAGGAGCAAAAGUAUCGCAAAGUUAUAGGAUGCUUGCGUUAUUUGAUUCACACACGACCAGACCUUGCAUACAAUGUUGGUGUGUUGAGCAAAUAUAUGCAAGAACCUAAGGAGUCACAUGGUGCGAGUUUGAAGCAAGUACUCAGAUAUCUUCGUGGAACAAGCUCGUUUGGUCUGUUUUACAAACGCGCGAGUAAGGUACGACUUGGGGAAAAGCACGUUGAAGAUCUAAAUGAAGGUUCACAUAAGGAGAAGGACUCCUCUGAAGAGAAGCAUUUGAUUCAGCAUGAAGACUCUGUUAGAGUGAACACAUUAUGUCAGCAUCAGGAAGUGAUUGGUGAAACAUAA
Messenger RNA from Camelina sativa (false flax), 3405 nucleotides. Lineage: Eukaryota; Viridiplantae; Streptophyta; Magnoliopsida; Brassicales; Brassicaceae. The record is from RefSeq and is a predicted model, not a curated record.